Molecule: messenger RNA, 2136 nt
Organism: Papaver somniferum (opium poppy)
Lineage: Eukaryota; Viridiplantae; Streptophyta; Magnoliopsida; Ranunculales; Papaveraceae
Exons: 6
Coding region: 1-2136 (711 amino acids)
Biological process (GO): proteolysis
Molecular function (GO): aspartic-type endopeptidase activity
Source: RefSeq, a predicted model, not a curated record
AUGACUUAUACCGAUGAUUUAGCUGCUUUACAAAUUAGUAUUACUGGUGUUACGGACAAGUUGGAUGUUCUUAUCGAAACUAUCACCAACUUCUAUGUUCUUGAUGAGAAUACGCAGAAUCAGAAGGCAGCCGAAAGACUUUCGCGUAAAGAACAAGAAAGAAUUGAUCUUGCUGAUAAGCUCACUACAUCCUUGCGUACUCUAUUUACAGAAUUUUUCCCUCCCAAUCAUCCAAAUAAUGGCGCUGCACCUCCUCCACCACCUCCGGAAGAUUAUUUGAUAAGUUGUUUUAUUCGAUCCCUUAAACCCCAUAUUCGGUCUGUGGUUAAACUGCUUGCACCACAAACCUUGGAUGAGGCCUAUACUAAGGCAAUACAUCAUGAAGAAGCUUAUGCUGCUACCAAGUUUGUUCCCAGACCGCCAUAUCGUCCACCUCCAUUCAUAGGUCCAAGUACACCUCAACUGGCUCAACGACAACAGCCAACUUUUCCUCAGGUUAACUAUGAGGAACCUACAACAGAACUUGCCAUACACGCUGUGGAUUCUUUUUCUGCGUCUGAAGUUAAUAAUCCAGCGGAGGAUGAUUCUAAGGUUGAGGAUGUUCCUUUUAUUUAUCUGAAUUCACUCAUGGGUUCUCCCUUUCCUAAUAUAAUGCGUAUUACAGGUUUUUCUAAAGCUAAUCCAAUUACAGUUCUAGUAGACUCUGGUUCUACUCACAAUUUUAUUAACGCAUCGUUUAUCAAACAAUGUGGUUAUCACAUUCAAUCCAAAGAUACUUCUCUUCGUGUUACAAAUAACAUAUUUUCAAUUGAUUUCCAUGUCUUGGAUGUUAGUGGAUGCGACGCGGUUUUAGGGGUUCAAUGGUUACGCAAGUUAGGACCUAUUCAAUGGGAUUUUGAAAAAUUAUUAAUGAAGUUUAAAUAUGACGGCGCAGACAUUCAACUAGUUGGUAAUAACUCUUCUGCAAUGAUGGUCUUGGAUACUGCUCCCAUGCAGAAAUUGCUACGUAAAGAGGUUUAUGGGUUCUUUCUACAAUUAAUUGCAGUACAUAAUUCUACAUUAAUUACUCCUUCAAUUGAAAACCCUGCAAUUAAGAGGUUGGUAUCUACCUUUAAAGAUGUGUUUGCAACACCAACUUCUCUUCCUCCGACAAGACUACAUGAUCAUCGCAUUCCAUUACUACCAGAUUCUGCUCCUGUUAAUGUUCGUCCAUAUAGAUAUUCACAUUUUCAAAAGGAUGAGAUUGAGAAGAUUGUUUUGGAACUCAAGCAAGUUGGUUUCAUACGUCCAAGUUCUAGUCCAUUCUCUUCACCCGUAUCAAUGGUUCGUAAAAAAGAUGGGUCAUGGAGAAUGUGUGUGGAUUACAGGGCUUUAAACAAGUUGACAAUUAAAGAUCUUUAUCCUAUCCCUAUGGUAGACGAAUUGUUAGAUGAACUUCACGGUGUUGUUAUCUUCACUAAGCUUGAUUUACGUUCUGGCUACUAUCAAAUACUUUUAUAUGGACCUGAUAUUCCUAAAACGGCAUUUCGAACUCAUGAUGGUCACUAUGAGUUUCUUGUCAUGCCUUUUAGGCUCUCUAAUGCGCCAGCUACAUUCCAAAGAUUGAUGAAUCAUAUAUUCAGACCAUAUUUGAGGAAGUUUUUUCUCGUUUUUUUGGAUGAUAUAUUAAUCUAUAGCUCCAAUAUGCAAGAUCACAUUAAACACUUAUCUUUGGUGUCUGAAAUACUUCGUAAGCAUCAGCUAUUUGUUAAAGAACCAAAGUGCACUUUUGCACAACCAUCAGUGGGAUACCUUGUCCAUGUCAUCUCCUCUGAAGGAGUUGCAGUUGAGCAAGAUAAGAUUGACAGUCUGUUGAAAAAGGAUGCAUUCUUAUGGACUGAGGAAGCUACUUCUUCUUUUCGAUCAUUGCAACAUGCAUUAACAACUACACCUGUUUUGAUACUUCCUGACAUUACAAAAGAAUUUUAUCUAGAAUGUGAUGCAUCAGGAACUUGUUCGGGAGCUGUUUUAAUGCAAACUGGUCGAACAAUUGCUUAUUAUAGCAAAGCAUUGGCAGGGGUUACUGAAAUCAUUCAAGAGACUAAUGGUGAUCAAGAAUUAGGAGAUUUAAUUGAAGAGUUACGGCACAUUCCUUAA